AUGGGGGUGGCCGAGGCGGAGGUCGGCCGAGCAGAAGAUGCUGAUAUAACAACAAUCACCUACCCACCACGGGCAGGUAUCCCCGCGGUUCACAUCUCUGGGGAGGCCAGAGUCUCAGGGAACUCCGUAAUCGCUGGUGGAGAUGUCAUCAUUAAUAACUAUACUGUUUCACCGAAUGGGGAGUCCAUCGAUGGAAAGCUGAAGCAAUCAAGGCUGGAAAUCGCAGACUGGUUCGCACCCAACGUCAACGUCCACGCUAUUCAACAGCAGAACUAUGAGAAAUGGACCGAUGGAACACUUUCCUGGUUUACCGACUCGCCGGAUUACCUGGGUUGGAAGGGUGGAAGACAUCGCAUCCUUUGGGGCACUGGAAUUCCCGGGGCAGGAAAAACAAUCCUUGCUGCAAGAACCAUUCGCGACCUUCAGAAGCUACAAGAAACUUCCUCCAAGAGGAUUUGCGUCGUAUUUGCGUACUGUCGGUAUUCCGAACGAUUGACAGUCAAGGACAUACUCGAAUCGCUCGUGAGGCAAUUCAUCGAAUCUGACCCAUCGCUUGCGGACCUCGUUGAGCCCCUCUGUUCUAUGCACCAACGGAAGAAAACGCGGCCCACCCAAAAGGAGCUCUUGGACUUGUUACGGCAACUCGAGAGCCGAUUCGACACUGUAUUUUAUGUUAUCGACGGACUGGACGAGGCACUGGUUGACACCCAGUUCGACCUGAUCCAGGCUAUCAAGAUCCUUCGAGGCCAGUUUGCAUUGACAUCGCGGCCGUUGAAGAGGCUCGAGGCGGGGCUCCCAAACCCCAUGUUCUACUUGGUCACAGCAAAUGAUUCUGACAUCGUCCUCCUCAUUCAGAAGAAGGUGGAGCGGAACCCCGGCUUCAAAAGUCUCCUGGAGCAGCACUCCUACCUAGGUGAACUGGUCCGACGAAUUUUAGACAAAUCCAAGGGGAUGUUCCUUCACGCAGCCCUCCAAAUCGAAGUCGUUCAACACUCCGUCAGCAUCGUGGCCCUUCAACGUACACUGGAUAAUUUUCCGACCAAACUUCGCGACAUAUAUUCUCAAGCACUGGAGCGUAUCAGUGACCAGGAGAAAGAAAAUGCCGACCUCGCCAAACAUGUCCUCCUGUGGCUGGUUUUUGGUCGCGAGGCGCUCUCAUACCGCGAGUUGCAGUAUGCCCUCAGCCUCACCCUUCCCGGCUACCCUGCCGGGAUUGACAAGGACACCCUUCUGUCACUGUGUUGUGGGUUGGUCACCGUGGAAGCAAAGUCGGAUCUCGUGCGCUUGGUCCACUUCACUGCCCAGGAUGCUCUAGCCCCCCUAGUGAAGGAACAUAUCCCAGACCCUCACGGUGUGCUCUUUAAGGCAGCAGCUGGACGCCUCGUUGACUGCGGUUUCGUUGACAAUUCGGCGGGCCUGAAAACCGGAUUCGACCUCCAUACAGCACUCAAGCACCAACCAUUUUGCAAGUAUUCCUACGACCACUGGGGCUACCACGCGCGGAAGGCCAUGGCGAAUCCAUCAUCCGUUGAUGCUGUGGUCGACUUCGUUCGCCAAUGCAAGUCAUUCCCGGUGGAAUAUUCGUGGCAUCUCACAUUGCUGUCCCCACUUCAUAUUGUGGCGCGUCAUGGGCUUUGUGGCAUUCUCGACGAAAUUCUGGUGAAGGCUGCAGGGGGUAGCGUGACAUUGCGCACGUGUGGGGCAAAGGAGCUCACCCCGUUGAUGAUAGCCUCGAGACACGGUCAUGUAGAAGUGAUUGAUGGGCUACUGCGAUACACCAGAAGUUCCGCAUUGCGGUCUGUGUUGAGUGGCGAAGGACGACCAGGGAGGCAUCUCUUCUUUAGGCAACUGAAUCUUCGGGACUGUGUGGGGAUGACGGCACUGAUGCACGCAUCGAGCGAAGGCCACGAAGGUGUCGUCCAACGGCUGCUCGCUCAUAAGGACACCCAGAUCAAUCUCACCGACAGUGGUGGACGGACGGCAUUCAUGCACGCAUCGGGAGCCGGCCGCGAAGGUGUCGUCCGACUGCUGCUCGCUCACAAGGACACCCAGGUCCAUCUCACCGACGAUCAUGGAUGGACGGCAUUCAUGCUCGCAUCGAGCGAAGGCCGCGAAGGUGUUGUCCGACUGCUGCUCGCUCACAAGGACACCCAGGUCAAUCUCACCGACGAUCAUGGAUGGACGGCAUUCAUGCUCGCAUCGAGCGAAGGCCGCGAAGGUGUUGUCCGACUGCUGCUCGCUCACAAGGACACCCAGGUCAAUCUCACCGACAACGGUGGACGGACGGCAUUCAUGCAGGCAUCGGGAGCCGGCCGCGAAGGUGUCGUCCGACUGCUGCUCGCUCACAAGGACACCCAGGUCCAUCUCACCGACGAUCAUGGAUGGACGGCAUUCAUGCUCGCAUCGAGCGAAGGCCGCGAAGGUGUCGUCCGACUGCUGCUCGCUCACAAAGACACCCAGGUCAAUCUCACCGACAUCGAUGGGCAGACGGCAUUGAUGCUCGCAUUGAGAAAUGGUCACGAAGGAACCAUCCGACUUCUGCUCGCUCACAAAGACACCCAGGUCAAUCUCACCAACAACAAUGGAUGGACGGCAUUGAUGCUCGCAUCAAACAAUGGCCACGAAUGCGCCGUCCAACUCCUGCUUGCUCACCAGGACGCCCAGGUCAAUCUCACCGACAACUAUGGAUGGACGGCACUGAUGCAUGCAUUGCGCCGUGGACCGGAUCUCCUCGAAUACCCUUUUUACAUGGGUCCGGAGCCAUCACAACUGGGUGUUCUGAAACUCCUAGUGGACCGCAAGGUCGACGCCAACGCUGUCGACAAACAUGGGGAUACUGCACUGAUUUUCGCCGCAAGGGACGGACGCAGAGAGGCUGUCUCUCUGCUCCUGCAGCACACAGGGAUAGACGUUUACCACAGCAACAACAAGGGUGAAACAGCGCUUAGCAUCGCUCGGAAGAGAUAUGUUAGAAGAAAGGGAAGCGAUUACAAAGCCAUCGUCCAGCUGCUUUCUGAGUACGAGCGACGCCCAUCGUAA
This is a messenger RNA of Coprinopsis cinerea okayama7#130, 3039 nucleotides long. RefSeq names its product ankyrin repeat domain-containing protein 50. Gene Ontology annotation, molecular function: protein binding; ATP hydrolysis activity. The transcript is spliced from 7 exons. NCBI's taxonomy places the organism in Eukaryota, Fungi, Basidiomycota, Agaricomycetes, Agaricales, Psathyrellaceae. Bases 1 to 3039 code for a protein of 1012 amino acids. The record is from RefSeq and is a predicted model, not a curated record.